Telopea speciosissima is the source of this 5469-nucleotide messenger RNA. RefSeq names its product transcription elongation factor SPT6 homolog. Gene Ontology annotation, molecular function: nucleic acid binding; nucleosome binding; histone binding. Lineage: Eukaryota; Viridiplantae; Streptophyta; Magnoliopsida; Proteales; Proteaceae. The transcript is spliced from 18 exons. The record is from RefSeq and is a predicted model, not a curated record. Gene Ontology annotation, cellular component: transcription elongation factor complex. Bases 119 to 5122 code for a protein of 1667 amino acids. Gene Ontology annotation, biological process: transcription elongation-coupled chromatin remodeling; nucleosome organization; mRNA transcription by RNA polymerase II.
CAAAAUAAAAAUAAAAAUCUAGGGUUUCGGUUUCUAUCCUCUAGCCUUGUCUCGAUUGCAUUCAUGGUUGAUAGUUCGAAUUAGGGUUGUUGUCCUAUUUUUUUCUCAGCGUUGAAACAUGGGGGGAAGAGCUGUAGUAUCUGAUGAUGAAGAUGAUGUUGCAGAGGAAGAAGAGAGGGAAGUUGAAGAUGUUGAUGCAGAAGUUGAUGGCGAUGCUGAUGAAGCAGACGUUGAAGAGAGGAACGAAGAAGAAGAUGACGAAGAAGAAGAUGAAGAGGGGCAGGAUGAAUAUGAGAAGGAUGGGUUUAUAGUAGAUGAUGUGGAUGAAGAAGAAGAUCAGGAAGAGGAAGAAGAAGAAAGGGAAGACAGUGAUAAAGAGAGGCAAAAGAAGAAGAAGAGGAAAAAGAGAGAAUCAGAGAAGAAUUAUGUUCUUGAUGAAGAUGACUAUGAAUUGCUUCAGGAUAACAAUGCUCCGGGUUUCCAACGCCUGAAACCUGGUAGCAAAAAAUUUAAGCGUUUAAAAAAGGCUGGUAGAGACAGUGAACGGGAAGAGCCAUUUGGAUUUUCUGAUGAGGAAGCAUUUGAUGAAACUGGUCGGAGUGGGCGAACUGCAGAGGAAAAGCUUAAGCGCAGCUUAUUUGGGGAUGAUGAAGGAGCACCUCUUGAGGAUAUCGCUGAAGAGGAAGAACAACCGGAGGAAGAAGAUGAUGGGGAUAUGGGUGAUGAGGAUGAAAUGGCAGAUUUUAUUGUGCAUGAAGAAGAAGAAUUUGAUGAAAAUGGAGCUCCUGUGAGACGUAAGAAGCCAAAAAGAAAGAAGUUGAGGCAGGCUCCUGGAGUUUCAUCAGCUGCACUGCAGGAAGCUCAUGAUAUAUUUGGUGAUGUUGAAGACCUCUUGGAUCGUCGCAAGAGAAGCCUUGAGAAGGGUGUUAGGUUAGAUGAAGAUGGUGAAUGGAAGGAAAAACGGUUGGAGGAUGAAUUUGAACCAUUCGUCCUUACAGAGAAGUACAUGACUGAGAAGGAUAAUCAGAUAAGAGAGAUUGAUGUGCCAGAGAGAAUACAGUUAUAUGAGGAAAGCACUGGGCCACCUCCAACUGAUAUGCUGAGUAUCGAAGAAGAGAGCAGUUGGAUAUACAACCAGCUUUAUAGCAGUGACGAGGAUGGCCUUGAUGUAUCAAAAAGAGUAAGAAAGGAAGACAUUGUAAGCUUCUUGGAUAUGCUGCAUGAUAAGAAGUAUGAUAUUCCUUUUAUUGCUAUGUAUCGGAAAGAGGCUUGUCCAACUCUGUUGAGAGGACAAGUGCAAGACGAGGCAGAAGGUGAUGAAGGCGAUAAUGCUGAGAAGAAACCUAGAAUAAAGUGGCACAAGGUCCUAUGGCUCAUCAAGGAUUUGGACAGGAAAUGGCUGCUUCUUCAGAAGCGGAAGAGUGCUCUUCAGUUGUAUUAUAAUAAGCGCUAUGAAGAGGAGACUCGUAGGAUAUAUGAUGAAACAAGGCUGUCUUUAAAUCAGCAGCUCUUUGAGUCGAUUACCAAUUAUCUCAAGACUGCUGAAUCAGAAAGAGAGGUUGAUGAUGUUGACUUAAAAUUUAAUCUGCAUUUCCCUCCGGGUGAAGUGGGAGUAGAAGAAGGACAAUUUAAAAGGCCAAAGAGAAAAUCCCUAUAUAGUGUAUGUAGUAAGGCUGGUCUUUGGGAGGUUGCCAGCAAGUUCGGUGACAACUCUGAAGAGUUUGGAUUGCAUUUUAAUUUAGAAAAGAUGAGAGACAUAAACGAGGAGGUUGCGAAAGACUCUCCAGAGGAAAUAGCUUCCAAUUUCACAUGUGCAAUGUUUGAGACUCCUCAGGCUGUGCUUAAAGGUGCCAGGCACAUGGCAGCAGUCGAGAUCUCCUGUGAACCAUGUGUCAGGAAACACGUUCGUAGUUCUUAUUAUAUGGGGAAAGCUGUUGUCUCCACAAGUCCUACACCUGAUGGUAAUGUGGCCGUAGAUCCUUUUCAUCAAUAUGCUGGAGUAAAGUGGUUACACGAGAAGCCACUGGUGAAAUUUGAGGAUGCCCAGUGGCUUUUAAUCCAGAAGGCUGAAGAAGAAAAACUCCUCAUAGUAACUAUUAAAUUGCCAGCAAAAGAGCUAAACAAGUUACUAAGAGAGGCUAAUGAAGCUUAUCUCAGUGAUGGUGUUAGUAAAUCUGCCCAAAUUUGGAAUGAGCAGCGCAAGUUGAUCUUGCAAGAUGCGUUCUUCAAUUUUCUUCUUCCUUCCAUGGAGAAGGAAGCUCGUUCACUGUUGACUGCAAGAGCAAAAAAUUGGCUGCUUAUGGAAUAUGGGAAAAACUUGUGGAACAAGGUGUCUGUUGCACCAUAUCAGCGUAAGGAAAGUGAUAUUGCUUCUGAUGAUGAAGCUGCACCAAGGGUCAUGGCUUGCUGUUGGGGUCCUGGGAAGCCAUCGACUACCUUUGUGAUGUUGGAUUCAUCGGGUGAAGUUCUGGAUAUGUUGUAUACAGGGUCUCUCAGCAUUAAGUCUCAGAAUGCUAAUGAUCAGCAACGGAAGAAAAAUGACCAACAACGUGUCCUGAAGUUCAUGACCGACCACCAACCACAGGUGGUGGUUCUAGGAGCUGUGAAUUUGUCCUGCACGCGGCUGAAGGAUGAUAUUUAUGAGAUUAUCUUCAAGAUGGUGGAGGAAUAUCCCAGAGAUGUUGGUCAAGAAAUGGACAAUUUAGUUGUUGUUUAUGGGGACGAAUCUCUUCCUCGUCUUUAUGAAAAUUCACGGGUUUCUUCGGAUCAGCUACCUGGUCAACCUGGCAUUGUUAAACGUGCUGCAGCUCUUGGGCGUUAUCUCCAAAAUCCUUUGGCCAUGGUUGCUACUCUAUGUGGACCAGCAAGGGAGAUUUUAUCGUGGAAGCUCAGCCCUUUAGAGCACUUCUUGACUCCUGAUGAGAAGUAUGAGAUGGUUGAACAGGUUAUGGUUGAUGCCACCAACCAGGUAGGCAUUGACAUCAAUUUAGCUGUUAGCCAUGAGUGGCUCUUUGCUCCUUUGCAAUUUGUUGCAGGGUUUGGACCUAGAAAAGCAGCUUCAUUACAGAGGGCAUUAGUAAGAGCUGGUGCAAUUUUCAGUCGAAAAGAGUUGACAAUUAGUGGACUUAAAAAGAAGGUAUUCAUCAAUGCUGUUGGGUUUUUACGUGUGCAUCGGACUGGGCUUGCAAGUAAUAGCAGCCACAUUAUGCAUCUGUUGGAUGAUACGAGAAUUCAUCCGGAGUCCUAUGAAAUUGCAACAGAAAUGGCAAAGGAGGUUUAUAAACAUGAGGUGGAAGUAGAUGAUGAAUCAAAUGAUUUGGAUGAGGAUGUGCAGGAAAUGGCGAUAGAGCAUGUUAGAGAGAACCCAAAGAUGUUAAAAACCCUUGAUCUUGAGGAAUAUGCGUCAUCCAAGGAGUGCACUCAUAAGCUACAAACUCUUAAUGAUAUAAAGAUGGAACUGUUGCAUGGGUUUCAAGACUGGCGCAUUCCCUACCAAGAACCUAGUCAGGAUGAGGAAUUCUAUAUUAUUUCUGGUGAAACUGAGGAAACCCUUGCUGAGGGCCGCCUUGUGCAGGCAACGGUUCGCAGGGUACAACCCCAACGAGCAUUCUGUGUGCUUGAAUCUGGGUUGAGUGGGAUUCUUUUCAAGGAGGACUUUUCAGAUGAUCCAAUUGUUAAUCUAACUGAGCAUCUGAAUGAGGGGGAAAUACUCACUUGCAAGAUUAGAAGCAUUCAAAAGCAUAAAUACCAGGUGUUUCUGACUUGUAAAGAGAGGGAGUUAAAAAGUAAUUCCUAUCAAAAUUCUCGUAGUCGUGAUUCCUACUACCGGGAAGACCCAAGCAGUUUACAGAGUGAGCAGGAGAAAGCUCGUAAGGAGGAGUUAGCAAAGAAGCAUUUCAAGCCAAGAAUGAUUGUUCAUCCCCGUUUCCAGAAUAUUACUGCUGAUGAGGCAAUGGAGUUUCUUUUUGACAAGGAUGUUGGUGAAGCUAUUAUCCGUCCCAGUUCUAGAGGGCCGUCUUUUCUGACUUUAACGUUGAAGAUUUAUGAUGGAGUUUAUGCUCAUAAAGAUAUAGUUGAAGGUGGAAAAGAACACAAGGAUAUCACAAGCUUGCUUCGUCUUGGAAAAACCUUAAAAAUAGGUCAUGACACUUUUGAGGAUUUAGAUGAGGUUAUGGAUCGUUAUGUUGAUCCACUGGUAACACACUUGAAGGCUAUGCUCAGUUACCGCAAAUUCAAGAAGGGGUCGAAGGCAGAAAUUGAUGAUCUCUUAAGAAUUGAGAAAUCAGAACAUCCAAUGAGGAUUGUUUACUGUUUUGGCAUUUGUCAAGAGCAUCCGGGAACUUUUAUUUUGUCCUAUAUACGCAGCACAAAUCCUCAUCACGAGUACAUUGGGCUGUAUCCCAAGGGAUUCAGGUUUCGACAAAAAGAUUUUGAGGACAUAGAUCGCCUUGUGGCAUAUUUCCAAAGACACAUUGAUGAUCCUCCUCCGGGUUCAACGCCAUCAAUUCGAUCAGUUGCCGCUAUGGUACCAAUGAAGAGCCCUGCAACUGGAGGUUCCUCAGGAGGGGUAUCUGUUGGCAGUGGAUGGGGGGGUUCGGCAGCUAGCAAUGACGGUGGUUGGAGAGGUCAUUCAAAUUCAGACAGAGAGAGAUCUUCUACACCAGGUUCAAGAACAGGUAGAAAUGAUUACAGAAACGGUGGUGGCCGACAUGGACAUCCAAGCGGGGUGCCUAGGCCCUAUGGCGGACGUGGACGGGGCCAUGGCUCAUAUAAUGGAAGAGGAAAUGACAGUAGCAGUGAAAGAUUAGAUUCUGGUUAUGGUUCUUCCAGAUGGAGCUCAGGUUCCAAGGAUGGGGAUGAUGGCUGGAACAAUUUUCCUGGUGCCAAAGUUCAAAAUUCUCCCGGCAGAGAAGCCUUUCCUGGGGGCUGGGGUGGCUGGGCCGGUGGAAGUGGUGGUGGUGGUGGUGCUAGUGCAGAUGGUGAUGGUACUGUGGAUCCUGGACCUGAUGCCAGAAAUUCUGGGUGGGGUGAUGGUUCUAAGAAAAGUAAUUUAGCUCAAACGGCGGCAAAUGGUUGGUCUGGAAGUAGCAGUGGGGGAUGGACUGGUGGCGGUGGUUGGUGAAUCCAUUGUGGUUACGCCUUGAAGAUGAUGAUUCCUUUCAAUUAUGGAGUAGCAUACAGGGAAAACUGUGCCAUAUUUUUUUCUGAGUAGGUGAAUCUAUGUUUUCUGCCUUUGGUCUAGGUCUUGUGCUGUUUUUCUCUUGGUAUAUAUAUAUAUAUGGGGAAGUUGGUAUUUAGCUGAUUUCAUUCCCCCAACAGGAGAAGUAUCUUUUGGCCCAUGGCCCUCUCAGUCUUCAGUUACGUUAUUUAAUCAUUAAUCAAUGUUGACACUAGUUUCACCUGCGAGUUUUGCCUUUGCAUAUUGUGUUUGUACUGCAUGCUUGUAGAGGUUAACAGCAGUUCCAUCAA